AAACUCCAGAUGAAGCAGACUUAGCAGAGUGACCCCUCUACUUCGUCCACUUCUUCACUCCCAAAUACCCAUGAAAAUAAAAAAGAAGAAAGAAGAAGAGGACGAAACCUAUCUCCUAAAAAAGCACCCAAACCAGUCUCCAAACUAAACCCAUCUCUUAUGUUCUCUUUAUUAUUUCUAAUUAGUACCUCAUUUCUCCAACAAUAAACCCACAAUCAAAAGAAAGGGCAAGAAAAGAAAAAAGAAAAAAAAAAUGUGUUAUGUGGGUAAAGCAACAAAGAUCUUCAUCUUUAUAAUCACAGUGCUGGUGGUGACUGGUCUUCUCUUGGGAUUUGGGCUUCUUCGCCACGCCAUUCACACCAAAUCCCACAAAUGCUCCGGCGAAUCUUGCCACCAGUCGCCGCCGCCGCCGGUUUUCCCCAAUCCCAAUCCCAGCCCUAGCACCACCACCAUCCCCACCCCACCUUCCACUCCUAACCCAAAUUUGGGUUCCAACCCCAACCCACCACCACCGCCGCCGCCGCCGCCGCCAGCUCAACCUACCCCAAACCCUGGCUCAACACCGACUCCACCUCUGCCUUCCCCUCCCCUUCCUCCUCCUCCUCCUCCGCCGCCUCCGGUGGUUGUUACGGCGGCUCCGCCUCCAACUUUCAGCCCUCCGAGCCCAGUGGUCACUCCAGGUCCAGUACAGGCUCAGUUGCUUUGACAGAGGACUAUAUGUCGUUAAUUUUUAUGUCAGAUCCAGACCAGAGUCAAAUUUAUUGGACAACAUUUGUCUCCUCAAAAGAGCAGAGUGUUUUUCGGUGAAUGUUCAAUCCAUUUCUUUUCUUUUAGUUUGCUGUUCUUUCUUUUUCCCUUUCAGUAUGCAGCUGAUGAUGAUGAAGGGUUUUAUUCCCUUCUACUAAGAAAUGUACAUAUUCCUUGUAUUUUUCUCUCCAAACAGACAAGUCUCAUAGGCAUACACAGGAGGAAUCAAAUGCAAAGCCUAAGGCCUCGUUUGGGAA
Camellia sinensis is the source of this 1004-nucleotide messenger RNA. NCBI's taxonomy places the organism in Eukaryota, Viridiplantae, Streptophyta, Magnoliopsida, Ericales, Theaceae. The record is from RefSeq and is a predicted model, not a curated record.